AUGGAGAUUGAGUACCCAAAAUAUGAUACCCUUUUGUUUGAUCUUGAUGAUACUCUUUAUCCACUGAGCUCUGGGAUUGCUGAAGAAUGUGGGAAAAACAUCAAAGAUUUCAUGGUGGAGAAGCUUGGAAUCGACAAGAGUAAGAUCGUGGAGUUGUCUAAUUCAUGUUACAAGAAUUACGGAACUACCAUGUCCGGUCUCCGAGCCAUAGGUUAUGAGUUCGACUACGACGAGUAUCACAGUUUUAUACAUGGGAGACUACCUUAUGAAAACAUCAAGCCAGAUCCCAUUUUGAGAAGUCUUUUACUUAGCCUGCCUCUUCGCAAGAUCAUCUUCACGAACGCAGAUAAGUUACAUGCAGCUAGAGCUCUAGAGAGGCUAGGGUUAGAGGACUGUUUCGAAGGAAUAGUUUGCUUCGAAUCAUUAAACUCUACUAUUAGCGACAACAUUAACGUUAAUGACGAGAUCUUCGACAUCAUUGGAUACUUAUCCGAUCAUGAGAAGCCACUCUCCGAUUUGCCUAAAACACCUGUCGUCUGCAAACCGUCUGAAACCGCCAUAGUAAAGGCAAUUCAAAUCGCUAACGUUGACCCUAAAAAAACCUUGUUCUUCGAUGACAGUGUUCGAAACAUUCAAGCCGGUAAACGCGUUGGUUUGAACACUGUUCUGGUGGGGACUUCGCAGAAGGUGAAGUGUGCAGAUUUUGCGAUCGAGAACAUUCAUAACCUGAAGGAGGCAUUGCCGGAGCUCUGGGAAUCGGAGGCUAAGCCUGGAAAAGUUAGGUACUCCGGGGAGCUUCCAGUGGAAACUCCGGUGGUAGCGUGA
Messenger RNA from Microthlaspi erraticum, 825 nucleotides. The record is from the annotation of a GenBank genome assembly. NCBI's taxonomy places the organism in Eukaryota, Viridiplantae, Streptophyta, Magnoliopsida, Brassicales, Brassicaceae.